AUGCUUGUGGGAGACUUUAAUGAACUGCUUUCCUUCUCUGAUAAGAUUGGUGGCUCCAAGCACUACAGGUUUGGGGGCAUGCAAGAUUGGGUCUGUAGGAAUGGAUUGGUUGACAUGGGUUACCAAGGUGCUGACUUCACAUGGACAAACAAUACUGUGAAUGAGAGACUUGAUAGAUGCUUCUGCAACAGUGAUUGGAGAAUCCUUUUUGCUGAUGCUUGUGUUGUUCAUCUAGCUAGAAUGAAGUCUGAUCACUGCCCUAUACUGGUCAAAUUGUGCCCUGAUGCUAGACGUGUAAGGAAAAACCCCCCAUUUAGAUUCCAAGCUAUGUGGAUGCAACAUGACAACUAUGUGUAG
Rosa rugosa (rugosa rose) is the source of this 357-nucleotide messenger RNA. RefSeq lists its product as uncharacterized. Bases 1 to 357 code for a protein of 118 amino acids. The transcript has a single exon. Lineage: Eukaryota; Viridiplantae; Streptophyta; Magnoliopsida; Rosales; Rosaceae. Gene Ontology annotation, molecular function: catalytic activity. The record is from RefSeq and is a predicted model, not a curated record.